Xylaria bambusicola is the source of this 642-nucleotide messenger RNA. RefSeq lists its product as uncharacterized. NCBI's taxonomy places the organism in Eukaryota, Fungi, Ascomycota, Sordariomycetes, Xylariales, Xylariaceae. Bases 1 to 642 code for a protein of 213 amino acids. The transcript has 2 exons. The record is from RefSeq and is a predicted model, not a curated record.
AUGUCGAUGCCAGAACCGCCUCCACGCAUCUCGGAACCUCAACCGCGACCAGUUUUCAUAUAUGGGAUCCUGCGCUCCUUACCCCUACUGACAGCGGUAUUGACGGGAGGCGCAACGGACAUUUCAUUAGUAUCAGAGCUGGUACGGCCAGGGAGAAUCUACGGCUAUGGACAAUUUUUGCUGAGAAACAACAUCGACAUCCCAGCACUUGUCGAGCGCGACUGGGCGUCAUCGGUGGAUGGUUACCUACUUGAAGUAGAAACAGCCAGUCAGCGAAAAGCUUUGGAUGAUUUCAAGGGCGAGAAAUAUUACGUGAUAGAGCGCGUUGUCGUUACCACCUUGGACGGUAAACUCCCAAGAGCCUUUGAAGCCGACGUUUAUCUUUGGGCUGGUAACGAGUAUGAAGUAACAUCUAUUCCGUGGAACUUCGAGGAUUUCGAAACGAGAAGUUUAGGAAAUUGGUUACGACUAUGUCGGGGGGAGCUAGGAGAUUUUGAGAGGGUAGAUGAAAAGGGCAUGAGUUAUUCGGAUAAACCACUUCACGAGAUGUUCUGGCAGGCUGUGGAUGGAGUGACAAACGGCUGUUUGUGGUCGAGUGCAAAAGAGUUAAACUACUGGGGCUUUCUAUUGACUGGCACGUGA